Nothobranchius furzeri (turquoise killifish) is the source of this 1650-nucleotide messenger RNA. RefSeq names its product protein VCF1. NCBI's taxonomy places the organism in Eukaryota, Metazoa, Chordata, Actinopteri, Cyprinodontiformes, Nothobranchiidae. The record is from RefSeq and is a predicted model, not a curated record.
AUGGGUGGGGCUUCAAAACCGGAAGAAGUAACGUCUUUAGAAAAAAAAGGAACAAAAAAAACUGGAGUCGCGGUUAACUUCUAUUAACAGACAAUAUUACGCCGUUUUUUCUUUCACCGUAAACCAUUAAACAGUGUAGCACAGCUGCUGGCAACGACAGGCAGCAUAUGACGCGGAUUAACGCUUAGAGGACAGAUACGACAGCGGAAGAACUUCAGCGACGGGGUUUGCUCCCUCUACUGUCAUGCCUGGAGUUUAUCGAGAUUUCGCUGCGUGAACAAGAAUAUCCAGCAGGUUGCUCUCGGCUUUUCGGAGCAGCAGUUCUCCGCUCCGAGUCGUUUCGAUUGGAAAGGAUUAGCUUGGAGAGGUGACGGGACGGAGUUAAAAGCAGCGAGCCGCGGCUGGUCGAAGCUCCCUUACGCACUCAGAUAGGAGGCAGGGCUUGUCACUCGGAGAGAAUGAUCGUAGAGCCCAGGCGAGAAUUUUAAAGAAUACAGGGAGGGUCUCACGUUUUCUUUGGCCUGAAAUCGUCUGUUUUCGCUGCGGAAAUGCUGACUGAUAACCGGAAGCGACACCGUAGCUGUGACAGCGUGGAAGACCAGCAGCUGAUCCCACAGGCCAAGAGGUUAGGAGGGGGUCCCUGCCUUCUUGUGUCGGAUCUGGACUCGGAGUCUUCCAGCAGUGACAGCAGUACUGGAAUCAGCAGUCCAGAGGCCAGCACCAGCCCAUACAUGCCCAUUCAGAAAAACUGCACCAGCCCAAAGCCUAAAGAUCCUGCCAGCUCCAUGCAGCAUGGUCUCCAUGACGACGGGCAAAAUGUCUCCUACCACUACAUCAACGGAGUCCUGAGGGAGGCACACUUCAGCAGCCUGCAGCACCGAGGGCGUCCAGGCUCGACAUGACCGCGACCUGUGUGACCCCUGUUGACCUUUUCGUCCGCCAUCCAUCAGUGCUGAUGCCUCCGGCAUGAUCUCUUCCCUUCCGUUGGUGAAAAGCCUCAAGCGUCGGGGUGAGGGGAGUUGGGAGGUCCCACUUCGCCGUGUAUCAUUUGAGACCAUAAGCACACCCACCUUUCCAUGGCCCAGGCACUGUGGUUUGUCUGUGCAGUAUUGAUAUUUGUGUGUGUGUGUGUGUAUGCACCCUGUGCACUUUAGUAGGAGAUAGUAUCUCUUUACGUGGUUGGUGCGUGGACAUUUCCAUUGGUGCUAAUGAUAAAACGACGUGAUGACGAUCCAAAGUGCUUGUACAUUUAAAUAAAGUGAUGCACUUUACUCAACCAGUCCUCGACCGAACAUGCCAGCUGCUGGUCUGAAUGGUGGAAACUGGUGUUACAGGGGUGAUUAGGUACUGAAUUAGUUCAGUUAAAACACAGCUUUUGUCUUACCAACAUGAUAACGAUAGCACCAACUAGUUUAGUCAUCUUUAAAAUGUACUUGUGUGCUACACUAGUGUUUUAAAGGGAUAUUUCAGCUGAUCUGAAGUGUGUCUUGUGUAAAAUGUAUAAAUGUAACGUUCUGAACAGCCUGUUGGGAGAACUAGAUUACAUCCUCUAGGAAUGAUGAGCUAAUCCAGAAUGAAUGCAGCAAACACCAAAAUGGGUUUCUGUCAUUUGAAAACGCCAAUGUUAUUUUAAUAAACCUUUACACUGGU